AUGGGGAAUCAAGGAUCAUCGCCCCACGAACCUCUAGACCGUGCUCAGGCGCAGAAUGCUGACCUCAAAAUGAAGUCGUCGGUGCGCAGUUCGUUGCGGCGGGCGCGCGCGGGCGCGGCGCUGUCGCCGCCGCGGGCCGGCAUGGAGCGGCUGCGGCGCUCGUUCCGGGAAUCGUUCCGGCGUCGAAAGGGCUCACCCCCGGAGUCGGCCCGCCCUCACCAGUGGCACGCCGACGAAGCGGCCGUGCGCGCCGGAACAUGUACCUUUCCCGUGAAAUACCUCGGCUGCGUCGAAGUGUUCGAAUCGCGUGGGAUGCAAGUCUGCGAGGAGGCGAUAAAAGUUCUCAGGAACUCAAGGCGAAGGCCAAUCCGCGCGGUGCUCCACGUGAGUGGCGACGGACUGCGUGUUGUGGAGGAAGAGACCAAGGGACUCAUCGUCGAUCAGACUAUUGAGAAGGUUUCCUUCUGUGCGCCCGACAGAAACCACGAGCGAGGAUUUAGUUACAUCUGCCGCGACGGCACGACGCGGCGCUGGAUGUGCCACGGGUUCCUCGCGUCGCGGGACAGCGGCGAGCGGCUCUCGCACGCGGUGGGCUGUGCGUUCGCCGCGUGCUUGGAGCGCAAACAACGUCGCGACAAAGAGUGCGCUGUCUCUAUGAGCAUAGACGCCGCCAGUCACGCCUUCACUCGUCAGGGCUCCUUCCGUAAAUCAGUGAUAACGCGUCGCGCGUCGGAGGCGGACACGCCACUAUCGGGCGUGACGGGCGUGACAAGUGUGACAAGUGUGACGAGCGUGACGGGCGCGGGGGUGACGGGCGCGCGGCCGCACAACCCGUUCGCGGUGGAGCGCCCGCACGCCGCGCCGCACCUGCUCGAGCGGCAGGGCUCCUUCCGCGGCUUCGCUCACCUUAACAACAGUUCUCCGUUCAAACGGCAGAUGUCGCUGCGCAUCAGCGAGCUACCGUCGAACCUGGAGCGGCAGCGCUUGGGGCUGGGCUCGCCGGCCGCGCCGCGCGCGCCCGCCCCGCCGCCCCCCGCGCCGCCCCCGCACAAACCCCACAUACCCCUCGAGGACAAGUUUGAGGAGGUAUCGAGCAACGGUGUGGCGGACCCGGUGGCGGCGAUGUGCCAGCAGCUGUCGCUGGAGCUGCGCGCGCUGGCCGAGGAACCGGUGGCGGCGCGCGGCCUGCCGCACCCCGACGCGUGGCUGGGCCGCGUGGCCGCCGCGCCGCCCGCCGCGCCCCCGCCGCCCCCCGCUGACCCCGCCCCACUACCGCUCGCCUCCACCAACCCCUUCCUCACGCCCGCACACAUAUAA
Messenger RNA from Parnassius apollo (apollo), 1317 nucleotides. The record is from the annotation of a GenBank genome assembly. Lineage: Eukaryota; Metazoa; Arthropoda; Insecta; Lepidoptera; Papilionidae.